Aethina tumida (small hive beetle) is the source of this 3310-nucleotide messenger RNA. Its product is annotated as nucleoredoxin. The coding region runs from base 1521 to 2912 and encodes 463 amino acids. The transcript is spliced from 5 exons. NCBI's taxonomy places the organism in Eukaryota, Metazoa, Arthropoda, Insecta, Coleoptera, Nitidulidae. The record is from RefSeq and is a predicted model, not a curated record.
UUUACUAUUAACUGGCGUAGAUUUGAAUUAUAUACUCUUAUUAAAAAUAAAAUAAAAUACUUAAACAAAUAUAUAUUAUAAUUUGUUGAUUUUGGUAACAAACAUGACUUUUAUACGGUAAUAAAAAAGCAUUAGUUAACAAAAACAGGUAAAAAAGUGAUGCGACCGUGACAGGACUCGAACCUGCAAUCUUCGGAUCCGAAGUCCGACGCCUUAUCCAUUAGGCCACACGGUCUAUACAAAAUAGGUUAGAAUAGCCGUUCAAAUGGCAUUAUGUGAUUCCCUCAUCGUUUACUAAUAAUUAGGCAACUAACAAUACACACAUUUAUAAUAUUAUUUAUUGCCGAAAUUAAUUCAAUAAAAUGCUUUAGCAUAAAUUAAAUGCUGACUUUUAAACACGAAACUUCGCUCGUAACAUUCGGUCUAAGUAAAUAUAUGAUUUAUCGGGCAUUUCGUGCAGUUUUAUUAGGUAAUAAAACUAUAAUAAAAUACCCACGUGUGAACGACAAAAGGACGAAAACGUGCCAGGAACUGAAUAAAAGAUGACUAUCAUAAGAGAAACGGAGUAAAUGUACGCAUAAUUCCGAUAUAAACAUUUGAGAACAGACAGAUAAAUUAUGGGCGGGCAGAAAAUCAAUAGAGAACCGGGAGCGUUUUAUUCCCCGGAUCUGAAUAUCGGGAUGCUGAUUGCCGUUCGCUUUUCCCAACAAUAUUUAUGCGAACACAAUAAAAACAAACAUGUGUAGGGGUUUAUUAAAGGACUUCUUCGAGCAAAAACCGCAACAAAAAAGCUACAGAAACGCAUUCAGCGGUUUUCUUUCAGCACAUCCGUCUGUGCAAAUAUUAAUCUUUCGUUGUAUGAAUAAAGCGAGUCGUCGCUGGAUUUAGGUCAACGUUUUUUUUUUUUUAAUUCCUAAAUGGCCCGCAAACAAUCCCGAAUCCAGUCCGAUUGUUUGCCUUAUUGAUUUGUAUGCGGUGAUAAAAAUAAACCGUGAAUGGAAGUUUGAAGGAGGCUCGAGGUGGAAUUUGCAUUUUACGACGCCGGGAAAGUUAUUAUCCUUUCAUUUUCUCGGCAAUUUGCCGUCAAGGGCCCAAUUAAAGUCUUAUCGUUGUUGAGUGGCCGGUUUCAAUGAGGAAAAUUGUUUAUUUUCGGGGUGAUUACCGGAAUCAUAUUCGUUUGGAAGCUGAAAACCACUUCAUUAAAUUUAGGUACAACGUCCGUAAACAAUUAAAGAGUUUAAAGUGCAAAAAAACAGUAUUUCUUUAAUGGCAGCCGUUUCGCACAUGGUCAUGGGGAUGGGAACGGUGGGUUUCCUCAUCACAUCUAACGAGUCACUUCACUUUCCGCUUCCCUUGUUCCCUCGCGGUGCAAAAGUGUAAUCCGACGCCUGCGGUGCGCAUGUGACGCCCGACAAAACAACCCGACGCUUCGUCAGUUUGUUGCAAAGCGUCGCGACGCCCGCACCAAGCGUAACGCGUACCAUGUUCGCCGGCUGCUAACGCACGACUAUCGGGGGACAAUGGAGGUGAAAAAGAACUGGCAGGACCGACUGUUCGGCAACGUGCUUAUCAAAUGUGACUCCCUCAACAACACCGACUUCGACACGGCGCUGCCCAGCGACGUGCUCAAGUCGAACGAGAUCACCGGCGUUUAUUUCUCCUUCGCCAACAUCAAUUUGCAGAGCGACGACUUCAUCAAGAAGCUGAGGGAUCUGUACGACAGGUUGAAUGCGGAGACCAACAACGAGAAGCGGUUGGAGGUGGUGCAGGUCGUCAUGUGGGCCCACAACGACGUCUAUAGCGACUUCGAGAACAGUCACCGCGACAGUUUGUUGGGCCUGCCCUGGUUCGCCGUGCCGUUCAGUGAGAUCGAUCUAAAGACACGUCUCUCGAGAAGAUACCGAAUCAAAUCCGGCGUUCCGACGCUGGUACUGCUGGACCGCGACGGCGGCACCAUCAGCGUCUCAGCUCAGGAACGCCUCGUCGAAGACCCGUGCGGCAACUCGUUCCCCUGGAGGCCGCGACCCGUCGACCAGGUGCUGAAGGACGUCGUCCUCCAGCCCGGCGGUCUGUACUUCAGGGAACACCAGAACUCCACCAAGGAAGACAUCCGGUAUCAAGACUUGAAGGAUGGAGUGCGAGGGUUUUACUUCUCCGCCAACUGGUGCCCACCUUGCCGGGCGUUCACACCCCAACUGGCCGAGGUGUACAGAUUGAUCAGGAAGCGGGAGCAGCAUUUCGAGAUCGUGUUCGUAAGCAGCGACAGGAGUGCGGAGUCGUUUAGCUCGUACGUCGAAUCGAUGCCUUGGCUCACCGUCCCCUUUCAACAGACCGCCGUGAGGGCCGAGCUGGCCCAACUGUACGGCGUCCGGGGAAUCCCCACGCUUUUGUUGUUGGACAGUAACGGGCACGUGAUAACGAUGGACGCGAGGACGGAACUGGCGGAAGAUCCGAUGGCGCAGAACUUCCCGUGGAAGCCCAGGGCGGUGAAUAUAUUGACGGAACGUUACGCCACCAAACUGCACGAUUAUCCUGCCGUCGUCCUGUUUGUCGAUGGCGAAGAGACGGAGAUCCAGUUCGCGGAGUCGGUUUUAACGCCCGCCGCUGAUAAAUAUUACAAGGCACACAACAUCAACUUCAACUCCCUGCAAGACGAGUUCGAGGACGACUAUUUCUUGCAGUUUUUGAUCGGUCUGGACUCGGAAACCUCCGACAUUUUGAGGGAUUUAAUCGGUUUGGAUGAUGUGGUACCGCUUCUGGUAGGAAUCGAUAUACCCAACAGAAGGUUUGCCGUUAUGGAAUACGGGGUUGAGAUAACCGUUAAUACGGUUAGUGAUUUUGUCGAGAAGUUUCAAAGGGGAGACGUCAAGUUCGUGGAUAUUAACGAAAGAGUUGAUGCUAACGAUAGUUAAGGGAUUAAAGUUUUGUGAUAACGAAUCAAACCAGAAUUUCAAGGAUUAUUUUUUAAAACAACCAUUCUAGUUUAUAAAUCUUUUGUGAUAAUUCAAUUUAUGCUUUUGAAACUUUUUAGAUUAUAAAUAACUCUUUAAUGAAUCAACAAGAUACUGCCAGAAUACAGUUUAAUAUUGUUCUAAAUCUAACAAAUAAAUAAAAUAAUGUAGAAGUAGACGUUUGAAACAGUUGCAAAAGUAGCGAAUUAAAUAAACAUUGUAAGGUGACUAGCGGAUUUAUGUUGAGGUGUGAUUGAAACGUUCGUCUCCCCCCAUGACUGUAAAUAGUUUUUUAAAUAUUUUUAUAGCGAUAAUAUUGUUAAUUGUAGUGAGAAUUUAAAUAAAACUUGCUGAAAUUA